Fusarium subglutinans is the source of this 633-nucleotide messenger RNA. RefSeq lists its product as uncharacterized. Lineage: Eukaryota; Fungi; Ascomycota; Sordariomycetes; Hypocreales; Nectriaceae. The record is from RefSeq and is a predicted model, not a curated record. The coding region runs from base 1 to 633 and encodes 210 amino acids. The transcript has a single exon.
AUGGGUGAGUCUGACUACUCCGUAGCGUAUAGGGAUAGGCUAGAUGAACUGUACGAACGCAGUGGAGAUGUAUACGAGUUGCUGGGUGCGGGGGCCGACGAUAUCUCAGACUGGCGUAAUCUGCCCGCGUAUGUCGCACAAGGUUAUUUGUUUUCUCUUCAAAAGGAGCUUAGAGACCUCUUGCCGGCUGACCACCCAAAGGCCAAAUACUUCAUCUGUGAGGCGGAAGUUCUUCGCUAUAUCGCCAUGUGGGAGACUACUCUCUUACGCGGCUUUCUCAGAUGGGCCGUGGUUGAGGCUCACAAGCCCUCGAGUGAUGUCCGUUCUCUCCUGCAGAUGCAUUUUUCUGAUGAUGCAGAGAAGUAUCUGAAACCCAAGCCCAAGGGUCAUAUGAAGGUGGUCCUUGUCCGUGUGACAGACUUGCCCAAGUUGGUGGAUCAUUGGGAUCAGCGUGUCAUUUCUGAUCCAGGCGAGGAGGAAAUGGUGGAAGUUUGCGGGUCCGAGAAGUCAAACUUUCGCAGGUAUGUCGCUAAAGGACUCUUUGUUCUGGCGUGGAAGGUCCCGGGAGACUAUGAGGAUAUGUGGAUGGACGGCCAGGGAUUUGCUAUUCCGGACGUCCCUGAGUUGAUCUAG